Fusarium oxysporum Fo47 is the source of this 3107-nucleotide messenger RNA. RefSeq lists its product as uncharacterized. Gene Ontology annotation, biological process: nucleoside metabolic process. The record is from RefSeq and is a predicted model, not a curated record. The coding region runs from base 1 to 3096 and encodes 1031 amino acids. Gene Ontology annotation, molecular function: protein binding; ADP binding; catalytic activity. Lineage: Eukaryota; Fungi; Ascomycota; Sordariomycetes; Hypocreales; Nectriaceae. The transcript has 3 exons.
AUGUCAACCAUGAAAAGACGUUGCGAAGAUCGGACGGUCAUUCUAGAUCCAGAACAGUACAAAGUCGCCUGGAUUGCCCCCCUCGAGAUUGAAGCAAGAGCUGCUUUGUGUCUGCUGGAUGAAAGACAUCACGGUCGGUUUCCCGUCAGCCGCGGUGAUGACUACAUUUUUGAAGCUGGUGUCAUGGGUGGUCACAACAUCAUUAUAGCGACUCUGCCGGCGGGUCAAGAAUAUGGCAACGGUUCUGCAGCCGCACUCGCCAGUCAGCUCAAAAAGUGCUUUCCUAAUCUUUGGUUCGGGCUGCUUGUUGGUGUGGCGGCGGGAUUGCCUAGUAUCAGUCGAGGUCGUGAUAUCCGACUUGGCGAUAUUCUCGUCGGUCUUCCCGAUGGUAAUAGUGCAGGGCUGAUCGCGUAUGACCUUGGAAAGGAAACUGAGGAUGGCUUUGAGUUGCUACGUCAUGGCCACAGUCUUGCAAUGGCUGAGCCUAUCGUUCGGUCGGCCAUAGGGAACAUCAAGCUUCUAGCACCCAAGGAAAGUGAGGUCUUCUUGCCAUAUUACGAGAAGAUUGCGAAUCUAGAUCAUGCCACGGGAACAUUUGCCGACCCUGGGCAAGAUAACGACAUUCUGUACGACGAUGAGAGCCAAAUGAUUCAGCGCUCUUCACGACCAGCACAUAUACGAUCUCGCGUCUGGUAUGGCCCCAUUGGAUCGGGUGAUAAACUGUUGAAGAAUGCCGAGAAACGAAACUUACUAAGAGACAAAUACGAUAUUAUCGGGUUGGAAAUGGAGGCAGCAGGAACCAUCAACAGAAUCCCUGUGGGCGUCAUCCGAGGGGUUUGCGAUUAUGGCGAUCGACACAAGAAUAAGGGCUGGCAGCCAUAUGCCGCAGCCAUGGCUGCUUCAUAUGCUAGAGCGCUACUUGACGUCAUCAGGCCCUCUUUGCCAUCCGCCUCAGAUCCCAGACCAGAGGUUAACCAGCAACAGAGAAUAGCCAUCUUGCAAGCAUUAGAAGAGAUGGCCUUUGGCCAGGACCAAGUUAACCGGAUUGCACUUGUCGGACUAGGCGGCGUUGGUAAGACGCAAAUAGCCCUGCAAUUUGCCCACGAGGUCAAAGAGAAACACCCACAUUACUCGAUCUUCUGGGUACCAACAUUGAGUAACGAAGGUGCUGAGCGUGCCUACGUGGAGAUUGCCAAAAGACUAAGGGUGCAGAAGACUGAUGACAGUGAUGACGUGAAGGAGCUUGUUUGCCAGCAUCUCGCAUCAGGUGAAGCUGGUAAAUGGCUCCUGAUUGUGGAUAAUGCAGACGACCCAGAUCUCAUACUUGGAACUGAGCAGAAGCGUGGCCUGGAAGAGUAUCUCCCGCUGAGCGAUAACGGCGUGGUUUUGAUCACGACACGAACUCGCCAGAUCGCUGUCGAUCUUGCCCAGUCAGACGUGCUCGAUGUGCAGGAAAUGGACAGAGAAGAGGCCAUUCACCUCUUCACAACAUCCCUCAUUCAGAAGCCGCAACUUGGCAACGAAGAACUGGUCCUCGAACUGCUCACAAAACUUACAUUCCUUCCAUUGGCCAUUGCUCAGGCCUCUGCGUACCUCAACAAAAACAAAGCCCCCAUACGAGCUUACCUGAAGCUUCUUGAGGGCGCUGAGUCUGAAAUCCAAAAGCUAGACCCUCUUGCGGUUGACUUGCUAUCGUUUAUAUCCUACAUCGAACCAAAAGCAAUUCCACAGUCCAUUCUCCCUGUAUCAGCACCUGCAGAGUUCGAGUCGGCUAUCGGAACACUUUGCAGCUACUCCUUUCUAGCUCGUAGAGAGGAAGCUGACACAUUUGACAUGCAUAGCCUCGUGCAUACAGCAACAAGAGACUGGCUUCGUAAAGGUGAACGCGGGAGGCAGUCUUUCCAAGACGCAAUAUCUCAUCUUGCAGCAAGAUUCCCUGUAGAAGGUGAUUUUAACUACACUCUACGAUCAGAGUAUGUUCCACAUGCAAUGCGGUUGUUGAGUCGCAAUGAUCAAGAGAGGGGCGAUGACACAUAUACCCUCCUCGAGAAGCUUGGUUGGUCGUUUGCGCGCGAUAGGCGAUUUAAAGAAUCAAGUGAAUGCGCGGAGGAGGUAUUUAAGUGGAGAAGAAGCUUUUUGCCAGAAACAGAUCUGCUUCGGUUAAGAGCAGAGACUACUCUUGGGAUUGCAUAUGCUGAUCGCCGACAAUUUGAAGACGCUAGCGAAAUACUAAGUCACGUUGUCAAGACUCAAUCGGGAAUACUCGCAGAAGAUGAACCCCUUCGCUUGAUAGCAGAAUACGCACUGGCAUCCGUAUACAUGAACGUUAAACGAGUCGAAGAUGCGAUCGAGAUCUUUGAGCACAUUGUAGAUGUCGAAAAGCAUCUAGAUGAGGAAGACGAUUCUCGACUGUCGUCGAAGAAAGGACUGGCAGAUGCAUAUCUUGCAAAUGGUCAAAGAGAAGAAGCUAUCGAUAUAUUACAGCACAUCAUCAAAGUUCGAAAGAGAACGCAAGAUAAUAACUUUGACUGUCUGGCGUGCCACUACUCACUCGGAAUCGCCCUUUUGGGAAGUGGGCAGACUGAAAAUGCAAUCGAGAUAUUCGAGCGGUUGCAGGUAACUGGUAUGGAGACACUUGAAGAAAGUGACCAAUUGCGGCUGGCAAAUGAACACAGCCUCGGAAGUGCCUUUCUACAAUUGGGUCGAAUCAAGGAUGCUGUCCCCAUUUUUGAGCAUGUCGUUGAAAUGGAGAGGCGUAUCUUGCCAGAGAAUGAUUCUUCUCUCUUGAAAUACGAGCAGGAACUUGCACAUGCAUAUCUAGUUGACGGGCGAACACUAGAUGCAAUCAACAUAUUGGAGCAUGUGGUAGGAUUCAACAGGAGGACAUUGCCAGAGAACGAUCAAUGGCGCUUAGCAUCAGAGCGCGACCUGGCAGCUGCAUAUCAGAAAGUUGGACGGACCCGGGAAGCCAUUGAGAUUUUGGAGCGUGCUGUUUCGGCAAAAUCCGGCAUACUGGCGUAUAACUACCCCUAUCGACAAGAGUUUAGACGCUUACUGCUAGACUGUCAUGACAAACUGAAGGAGACUGGCAAUUAAGAUAACAAAAG